Molecule: messenger RNA, 1930 nt
Organism: Capsicum annuum
Lineage: Eukaryota; Viridiplantae; Streptophyta; Magnoliopsida; Solanales; Solanaceae
Product: pentatricopeptide repeat-containing protein At5g61800
Exons: 1
Coding region: 307-1902 (531 amino acids)
Biological process (GO): RNA modification
Molecular function (GO): RNA binding; protein binding
Source: RefSeq, a predicted model, not a curated record
UGCUUCAUAAAGUGAAAGACUCUGAACUGCAACCAACACAAUUAUGAAUAAUGACUCGAAAGAGAGACAUAUCUUUGAUUCUACAAGUGCUUCGUAAAGUGAAAGAAUAAUUAUGAAGUUUAUGACUAAAGAGUGGACGUGCCGGAGUGGUUAUCGGGCAUGACUAGAAAUCAUGUGGGCUCUGCCCGCGCAGGUUCGAAUCCUGCCGUCCACGUUUCUGUUCUCCGUUUUCCACUCCACUUUCCAUUUUGUCAUUCACUUGUGCUAGCUAUAGCUUUCAAUUUUCCACAAUGAAUAACAACUUCCAUGGUUAAAAUAACUUAUAAAAAACAAUCAUCAUCCUACUUAAUAUUCACAUUAAAACAACAAUGCAAAACAAUUUCACAGAUUCAUCAAGUUCAUGCUCAAUCCAUUACCAAUAACCUCCUUAUCCAUCCUCAAAUCCUCCAUUCUUUUACUUCCCUUCUCUCUUCAGUCCCUUUACAACAACCCACCCACCCCCAUUUCACUCACUAUGUCACCUCAAUUUUCAGCCUCAUUAACAGCCCAUCAACUUUCUGUUACAACACCAUUAUCCGAGCUAACACCCUUCUUUCUUCUCCCAACACUUCCUUCUUUUACUUCCUCAAAAUGCGGAGAAUGUCAGUUCCACCUGAUUCCCACACUUUCCCUUUCGUUCUUAAAGCUUGUGGGUUGCUGAACUCGUUGUUUCUCGGUAAGACCCUUCAUUGCCAGGCGUUGAAGUUUGGGUUUUUAGUUGAUGUGUUUGUAUGUAAUAAUCUUGUUCGUGUGUAUAAUGUGAAUGGUAGUAUUGGGGAUGCACGUAAGGUGUUUGACGAAAGUUGUAGCAGAGAUGUUGUUUCUUAUAAUUUGAUGAUUGAUGGGUGUGUUAAGGCGGGUGAGAUUGAGGAUGCUCGGAAAGUGUUUGAUGAAAUGCCUGAAAGAGAUGGAGUUUCUUGGGGUACCCUUUUGGCUGGAUAUGCGAGAAUGAAUCGGUGUAGAGAUGCGAUUGAGUUGUUUGAUCAAAUGGUUAUGUUAGAUGUGAAGUUUGAUAAUGUCGCGUUGGUUUCUGUUCUCUCAGCUUGUGCACAACUGGGAGAGCUAGAAAAGGGGAAGUCGAUACAUGAAUUUAUUAGAAGGAAAGGGAUCGCGAUAGAUUCAUAUUUGUGUACGGGUUUGGUUGAUCUAUAUGGCAAAUGCGGGUGCAUUGAUGUUGCUAGAGAGUUAUUUGAGACGAGCAAGGACAAGAAAGUGUUUACUUGGAACGCUAUGCUAGUUGGGUUAGCAAUGCAUGGUCAUGGUGAGUUACUGUUUGAUUACUUCGCGGAAAUGGUGGAGACUGGCAUUAGGCCUGAUGGGGUUACCUUUUUGGCACUGUUGGUGGGGUGUAACCAUGGGGGUCGUAUUCAUGAAGCUAGGAGGUUCUUUGGAGAAAUGGAAGGGGUUUAUGGUGUUCCUCGAGAACUAAAACAUUAUGGAUGCAUGGCGGAUCUGCUGGCACGUUCAGGGUUGAUUAAAGAAGCUAUGGAGAUGAUAGAGGCGAUGCCAAUGGCUGGUGAUGUGUUUGUCUGGGGUGGUUUGCUUGGCGGGUGCAGGAUACAUGGUGACGUAGAGCUGGCAGUGAAAGCUGCUGAAAAUGUGAUGGAGGUGAAACCUGAAGAUGGUGGGGUUUAUUCGAUCUUGGCAAAUGUCUUUGCAGAUGCUGGCCGUUGGGACGACUUGGUCAAUAUAAGGAGAAGAAGAGACUCUGCACAGAUCAAGAAGAAUGCUGGUUGUAGUUUGAUUCAAUUGAAUGGAGCGACACAUGAGUUUAUUUCAUGGGAUGAAUUGCACCCUCAGAGCGACCAGAUAUAUUCCAUCUUAAAUUGUCUGCAACUAAAUUUGAAGCAAUAUUACUGUUGAUAAAGAUGAACCAACAUUCACUUGUUCA